Molecule: messenger RNA, 3021 nt
Organism: Bicyclus anynana (squinting bush brown)
Lineage: Eukaryota; Metazoa; Arthropoda; Insecta; Lepidoptera; Nymphalidae
Gene: Rnf146
Product: E3 ubiquitin-protein ligase RNF146
Exons: 6
Coding region: 271-1101 (276 amino acids)
Biological process (GO): Wnt signaling pathway; ubiquitin-dependent protein catabolic process
Cellular component (GO): nucleus; cytoplasm
Molecular function (GO): zinc ion binding; ubiquitin protein ligase activity; poly-ADP-D-ribose binding
Source: RefSeq, a predicted model, not a curated record
GUGUUGUGUCAUAAUGUCAUUUCAUUUCAUUUUCCAAAAUGUUUUUCGAAUCGAAAUAACAAUAAUAUUCAUAAAUAAUCUUAUUUCAUAAUUCCUAUAUCCUGUGCGUUGCUGAUUCUGAAUGAAUUUUGAAAGUAAAUAGUUUUAAAACCGACUGUAAUUUUGGUUGUUCUAUUGUAUUCAAUUCGUAUUCGUAAUUGGUUCUUUUUGUUUAUUUGAGUUAGGUCUCUUUUCUUUAUUUAAAAAUAUUAUUGGAUAGCUAUACGUAAAAUGGAGAGAGAUAACCGAGAUCAAGACUGUGCAAUUUGUUUACAAAAAUAUCACCAUCCUGCAGAAUUGCCAUGUGGCCAUGUCUUCUGUUUUCUUUGUGUAAAGGGCAUUGCUAGGACAAGCAAAAAGUGUGCUAUAUGUCGCACAAACAUACCAGCAGACUACUUUGAUCAUCCAGUUUUAUUAGAUAACCCAGACACAGAUGAAAUUUUAGAACCUGAAAAUGAAAAGUACCACUGGUACUAUGAGGGAAGAAAUGGUUGGUGGAAAUAUGAUGAACGCAGUAAUGUUGAUUUAGAAUCUGCAUUCAACUCUAAUGAAGCACAGUGCUUACUACUCCUGGCAGGCACUUUGUAUGUGGUGGAUUUACAAAAUAACAUUCAAAUCCGACGAAAUGAUCCCACUAAACGUCGCCGAAUUAAAAGGGAUUUAACCACUCUGCCAUCUAAAGGUAUUGCUGGUAUAAAAAUUCUUGAUACCACUCAAACAGACGACACAGAAAAUAACAGUGAUGUAAAUAUAAAUAACACAGAAAAUGCAGAGCAUGGAAAUGAAGAAAAUGUCAGUGAUAUAAAUACAAACAACACAGUAAAUGCAGAACAUGCAAAUGAACAAAAUACUAGUGAUGUAAAUAUAAAUAACACAGAAAAUGCAGAGCAUGGAAAUGGUGUUAUAUUAUUAGCAAAUGUGAGCAUCACAAGUGGCCAGGGUGUUAGUACAACUGGCCAAACUGUUAAUGAUCUGGCUGAUAGACUGAGUAACAUUAACUUGCAAAUAGAAGAUACAACAAAUUAUGAAGAACCUGUCUUACAAGAUAGAGACAAUGUAUGAAUGUAUGAAAAUGUAUUUUGGUUGCUGGUACAAAAUACUAGUGAAGCCAUUAAGAUUUAUUUAUUAAUUUGAAUUUAAAAACAACCAAUAUUUUAGUAAGGUAUACCAAAAUUAAUUUUUGAUUUGGUACUGAAUGAAUGGACCUUGUAGAAAUAAAGUAUUAUGGAUAUUAAAUUAUUGUUGUAGCCCUAAUACCUAAACAAAAAUUACACCUUUAAAAGCCCUUCAUUUAUUUUGUGGGUGUAACUCAGACAAAUUAUAGAAGGACCUGUAUCACAUUCAUAGUCACGAACAAAACUGUCUGUCAUUUUCUGAAGAAAACGAGCUUAGAUUUGGUAUAUAUCAUAAACUAAACUAGAAGUUUUUGCCCGUUUUUUACACAAUUCAAUUACACAAAAAGGUAUUUUUACGGAGCUCUUUAACCGUCGAACACGAUUACAACUAUUUAUCAUCGAUACUAUAGAUACAGUUUUUAUAAUCGCAUUAGAUCGUUGAUCAUAUACUUUGACAGAAAAAUAACGUCUAGCGAGGCAGGUCCUAUACAAUAAUUGGUCUGAGGGGUGUAAUAAGUAGUCCAUACUUAAGACUGACCAAAGGCCUUCGGCCUUGUCAGACUUCCCUUAUAUCUAAAAAUAUAUAUAUUGUUAUGCCAUUAUCUGGACAGCAAAUGUGAACGGUGUCCAGUUAUUUGCAUUAAAAUUAUUAUUGUUAUUUAUGUUUAUACUAAUUGAUAAUAUUACAUGUUCUUAUUAAAACCACAUUCUAUUAUAUACAGACAAGCCUUGGUGUACUGUUGUAGUCCAUUAUGGCCUUUACCUUCAAAUUCUUCAAGAGUUAUAUAUUGUAAGUUUGUAUCCUCUUAAAUUGAAUGUAUGUAGAAGUACUUACUACUUAGGCAUGUCAAGAGAAUAUAUAGUGCACAAGCAUAUAAAACAAUCUCAGAAUAUAUAUACAAAGUGUAGUACUACUAAAUAAUUGAGUGUGCAGCAAUGAUGUUAAAUACUGUUAGAUGUGUUACUAGGUCAUGAAAAAUGAGGUGCUCAAGAGGACAUUUCCACAUCUCAAUGUUAGUUGUGGUCAAGAACGAACAUUAUUUAAACAAAUAAAACCUAAAUAUUGUUUACAACUCUACAUAAAUAAUGGAAUUAAAGACAAAUUUGUGCAUGCUCAGUUUUGUAGUCUAUUAUUUGGAUCACUUUUUGCAGUGAUUUUGUAGGGACGUAACCAAUCUAUGGUCUAUCUGUUACCUGUACUUGUUUGGUGUUUACUGUAGGUACUUGUUACUGUAUCUUAAUGGAAAUAGAUUGUCAUGUUAUUUCUACAUGGUGCAUAAGCAGUGGCAAUACUAUACCAUAUUAGGGCCAGUGGCAAAUUUCAUGAAUGGAAAAUCCAUCCCCAGAAAAAAAAAUAUAAUUUCGUAAAUUAAGAUGAGCUCAAUGCCUUACAAGCUGAGUUGAACUUUAAGCCCUGGGCCUGUUUCAUUGCCAUGCAACCCUAUUUACAAGAUGGAGGUCCUGGGUUCGAUCACCGGCUGGGCAGAUUGAGAUUUUCUUAAUUUGUUCAGGUCUGGCUGGUGGGAGGCUUCGGCCGUGGCUAGUUCCCACCCUACCGGCAAAGACGUACCGCCAAGCGAUUUAGCGUUCCGGUAUGAUGCCGUGUAGAAACCGAAAGGGGUGUGGAUUUUCAUCCUCCUCCUAGCAAGUUAGCCCGCGUCCAUCUUAGACGAAAAAUAAAAAAAAUACCCUAUUAGUUUUGCCACUAUACCUACACACCUUACAAGAAAUCAUGCUCGGGCCACUAUGCAUGUAUUAAUAUGUAGUGAUACUGUACUUAACUGUUGUUAAAAAUUGGCUGAGUUAUGUAUAUUUGUAUUUUCCAUCUUGAUUUUAUGCAUAUAAUAAAAGUUUAAUUUUAUUUUUA